This is a messenger RNA of Colletotrichum acutatum, 435 nucleotides long. RefSeq lists its product as uncharacterized. Bases 1 to 435 code for a protein of 144 amino acids. The transcript is spliced from 3 exons. NCBI's taxonomy places the organism in Eukaryota, Fungi, Ascomycota, Sordariomycetes, Glomerellales, Glomerellaceae. The record is from RefSeq and is a predicted model, not a curated record.
AUGGGUCGUCUUAUUAAGAACCAUUGGGCUCGGCUCAUCGUUAUGAGCGCGGCAGCUUACCAGUUUGCCGCUGCUCUCGAGGGCUUCUUCUGGCCCAAGAUCUUCUGGGACUUCUUGACCAAAACGCUGGACCCAGCUGUCAAGCCCGUGCCGGUGUUACAAAUUAUCAAUCUCCUCAUGGCGCUGUUCAUGGUGGCCCUGGAGUGGCCUUUGGGAUUCAUCGCCGGCUCGGCAAUCCACCGCAGUCUCGAGUUCCGCCUCAUCAUCCUCCCUCUCACCACCCUCGCCGCCGCCCUUAUCUACCAGGGCACCAACUCUGCUCUCUACUACAUUGUUGGGUUGGUUGUUUACUUUUGGGCUUACAGCGAAGGAGAGAUUAUUUGCGCCAAGCCCUGGACCCUUCCUCAAAGAGGCCGCAAUGGCUCUCGCGUAUAG